Messenger RNA from Nematostella vectensis (starlet sea anemone), 8301 nucleotides. Its product is annotated as fibroblast growth factor receptor 3. Gene Ontology annotation, biological process: protein phosphorylation; multicellular organism development; cell surface receptor protein tyrosine kinase signaling pathway. The transcript has 19 exons. The coding region runs from base 3323 to 7114 and encodes 1263 amino acids. NCBI's taxonomy places the organism in Eukaryota, Metazoa, Cnidaria, Anthozoa, Actiniaria, Edwardsiidae. Gene Ontology annotation, molecular function: ATP binding; transmembrane receptor protein tyrosine kinase activity. Gene Ontology annotation, cellular component: signaling receptor complex; membrane. The record is from RefSeq and is a predicted model, not a curated record.
AUGCGCCAGUCGGAUGACAAAAAGGGCUUACUGUAUUUCCAUUGAAAGAUUUUUCCCCUCUCUGGCUUGACUGCCGUAGCCAUUUUUGUGUUUAUUUGAAAGAAAAAAUGACAACAUCCAAAUCGAAGUUGGCCAGACAUUGCUAGGCAUCCAUGACAAAAAAUGAUUUAUUAAAUCGACAGAAGAUUCCGCUCGAUAUUAUUACUCACACACUAAAAGAAACUUCCAAAAGACGCAUUGCUUUUAUACAAUUUUGAGAUAUUUCUUUGCGUUUUCCGUUAAAAAAAAUCAUUGUUGGAGGGUACAAGGGCGGUAGAAAUAGUGUUUGUUUGGCUAAAUUCUGAUAAUAAACCAAUUUUCCUCUAAUUUGGCUGAAGUGUGCUUUGUUUGCGUGCCGAGCACGUUUCGGCUGCGCGUCGGGUCAGUUCGCGGGGGGGUAGUCGCUCGGAUUACGCAACGUAACUUGACCGGGUUUUCUAAUCAAACACGGAGAGCACGUCCCAAAAAGGCGCAUUUUAGCCAAAUUAGAGGGAAAUUCGUUGUUUAUUAUCAGAGUUUUGCCUAACAAUGUUCCUACCGCCCUUGAGAGUACGGGAGACUUUCGCUUCCAAGAUGGCGGCGGUGCGUUCCACAGGAAGCCCAGAGAGAAGCUCGUGGUUCUAAUAGCUACUUCUGUCGAUUACACCGAGUGCUGUGCGUGACUAAUAUAUAAUGUAAAGCUCCCGCCGCGUGUGUGAAUAUUAACUUGUUACCGUAUACUAGUUAUAGGCGUGUGUUUUCUACGUGUUUCACGUCUCAGCGUUCUUGCCUGCUCCAUUUGCACUUCACGCUUCUCUAGUUGUUUCCCGACUGGCGGGGUGCUCCUUAAUGAGUAAUAUUCCGACUAUAACCAAACCUACCGUCGCUUGAAGGCUUUAUGUUAAUUUAAGAGAGACACUAAUUUGGACCGGAUUGUUUAGAAAAUCCCAGAGUGGUUACCAAGAUAAGAAACGGGAAUUCAAAAGUUCUAUGUAAUGCGCAUUUUUGUUGCUCUCAACGCUGCUCUUGCAUUUUCUUUUUUUUUUAACUCCUUGUGUUAUGAUAUUUUGUCUUUUUUUUCAAGCGGCACGGGUCUUCAUUAGAUUAGUCAAAAGGGUGUGUCUUUAGUGGACGGAGAGUCUUUCCAACUUAUUCCAUCAAAAGCAACUUAUUUGAAGGCGCGCCCUGGUAGCCAUCAGUCUGUUUGUAGCUAGCGCAGUAAGUGAUACCUGCGGGCAGAGAGAUUCUUAUUUUUACGCUCAGCCAUUUCCAUCAAGUUUAUCACUUAACUCUAAAUAAGGUUCGCUCAAAUUGAUAUCCUUCGCCUAUAACUCUGUUUAAAAUAAUUUUUCCCGCUCAUACUUUACGUGUCAUAUUAACGAGACGAUAAUAUAAUUAUACCGUAGUCGCCUUUUUUAUACUUUUGUCAUUGGUCACAAAUAACUCGGGCAACUAAUAAUUCGGCUUCGCUGCAGGCAAAAAAACAUCAUCAAAGCGCACGCUUAGGGGCACGAUUUAAUAACGGAUCUUAUAGAUUAGAGAUGAAUUACGCUGCGAAUCCAGUCAGAUGCUGCAUGCUCAUGUGAUGGUAUGAGGCGGAGAUAUUUUGUUUAGUCAUUUCAGUUUUUACAGUAGACCGGUUGCCAUACAACCCCCUUUCCCCACCCCAUUAAAUAAACUUUAACCUUCACCCUAUUACAUAUGUAAGCAGGAGAUAGAAACUUUCCAUUUUCUUUGCUUUCUGCUGCUUAUGUUAAAAGGAAAUCGUGUGCGAACCGGCAAACCAUAAACAAGAAAAAAAAUGCACAAGUGAUUGAAAUACUUCAGCUUCAUGUAUGAUUAAAAUAUGUAUGGAGAAAAUGCUCCCUCAUCCUUGGUAUUUUGCCGGAUGACGUCUAGAAAUUUGCGGCUGGCAGAGCUAUUUUAAAGUUAACAACUAGAUUACCUGCUUGAAAAAUCGUUAAAGAAUAAAAACCCAAAAGUUUUUUUUUUUUUUACCAGAGCGACGUUUCUUUUCUUUUUCGCAAAAGGAAUACAACUAUUUUAAAUAACGUAAAGUUAUAUUCUAUGGGUCAUGUUGUGUAAUAUGUACCUUGGUUCGCAUUGGGUUUGUAGUAAACCAGUGGAACCCAUUAAAUCGAGCCCUCAAAAAAAAAAAAACCAAAAACAGCAAGUUAGCGGGGAGCUUUAUCCAAGUAGAAAUAACGGGAAAAUAGUCAGUUCAAGUUAUCGCUGAUGCUCGAGUGAUCCAAGUAAAAAUAACUGAAAAAUAGUAUCGGGAUCUUCAGUCAGUUCGGGUUAGCGGGAAUUUCUUGUUAUCCAAGCUCGAGUUUUCGGGGUUAUUGUAGAUUCUUUUGAGCCAUGUUUUACAUCACUAUAAAUCUGAGAGAAUCCAGAUCACAUUAAUAUCCAUACGGUCAGUAUUCUCUGUAAUACAGGUAUUCAGUAUGCAUUGAUGCUUUGCGGGCUUGCGAAUCAUAUGUUUGAUACGCGAUAUGAUGGUUUGGUAUUUAUUAAAAAUCUCUUUUAAAAUGCGAGCUUAAAAGUGUUUUGGAUGCGAUGCUUCACUAAGGUUGAUAAAAGAGCGUUAGUGGAGAUUACUCAACGUGCUUUUGACCUGUGGCAAAUAUUGGCAAGGUUCCCGGGUGCAAUUAUUAUGUCAGUACGUCGCAUUGCUGCAUAAACCAGACAAGUUAUAUAAUCAAAGCGGACUUAAUAUUGAUGCCAUACCACAUAUGUUGGUGAACAAAUCGUAGUAAUUGCUUAGAAGCGAGCCUUAAAUCGGACGCAUAAUCUGAUGAGCUUGGUCAUUCGGUUCUUGCAUCUGUGCGACUGGGUAAGGUAGAUCUUUAAGCCCAAAUGGAACAAAUGCCUUUUACUCAGCAUCAUUUGGCUUUAAUAAUUUAGAAAAUUUCUUUUGUGCGGAUUUUUGUGCGCAGUUUUUUCUCGUGAAGUCUACCUAGUUUUUUUUGGCGUGGCUGCUAUGGCAGAUCAGUCUUGUAUUUUAUUCAUUAUGUGACGUUAACCUGGGAAAUGCUUUUCAAUAACAUGUUGUGUAAACAGGGCGUUAAUUGAUUAUCAAGUGGCUCCUUUCAGUUAGCCACUCAGCAAUGAGCAAAAGCUGAUUGUACCGGGAGUAGAGCCGCCAUUUCCGCCGGUACUAAAUGGUGCGCAGGGACUAGACCGAGCUCACGUAUGGCUUAAAUGGCUUGAAUGCCUUGGUGUUGCCAUUUAUGGUUCAGCUUUCAGAGGAAGACAGGCGUCUCUUAGAUAAUUGAGUUUUUCCAAGUUAAGCGUUAUAAGUAUGGAUUGUUGGAUAAUCUUCGUCUUCGGUUUUGUGGAUAUCGUCGUCUUGACUCCAUCAUCGUCAUUUUCAGCAACUCAAACAAAUGGGAGAUUUCUAAAAGACCUCGAUGUUAUCUUAAUCGAUGAUCCUUCCCUGGUCGUUCGCAAACGAGACAGAAACAAAGACUUGGAAUGGAUUCAGAGGACUAUUGACAUGGUGUCAGACGUGGGACCGAACAACCGCAUCGCCGUACUGACGGCCGGACAAGCCAUAGGAUUCGACACUUUUAGUUUGCCUCGCGACAAGCAACAAUACUACAAGGCCGUCAGCGAGCAUCACUCGACCGUAGGGCAACUGAGUUUUGGCCUUACUAAGAUCGAAAUAGGGAACGUCUUUUCGCUCGCUACGAAAAUAGCGGAGGAAAAAACGCGACCCGAUGCUAUGAAACUUGCAUUUCUAGUUCUGGAUUAUUCGGUGCAUGCCUUAAAUAAUGACGUGGCUGCUGAAAAAAUAGUAACUGAUACUCUCAAGCGAAAAGGUUACGUGGUGUUGUGUAUCGGUGUUGGAAAAUUGAUUGACAGAAGGUUGCAAUUAAUGGCAAGCAGCCCAAAUCUUACUUACUGGAUAAGCGGCCUUGAUCGAUUGCCGAAUGUUGCAGACAAAAUACCACCAAUGUGGGAACUUUUCGACGUCCCAGCCAUCACGUUGCAGGGACCAGGCUUGAACCCGGCAAGUGGGUCCGCCUACGUAAACCUCCGAGGUGCCCAGACUCCGCUCGCCCUCCAACCAAACGGCUCGGCCGGAUAUGACGUCAUAUGCUCCAUUCUGGGAUUCAAUGGGACAUUAGAAGGAAAACCCGCCUACCUUGAAGAAAACCAGACGCAGGCAUGUGCACCUGUCACAGCUAAUGGGCCAUGCGAUGCUGGGGAUUUCUUUGAGAAACCGUUGGGCUGCUUGAACAUCUCGGAGACUUUUGAAGACUGCACUCAAACGGAACACAUUACUUGCCAAGUGCCCAUUCGCUUGCAUGGCCUAAACAUAUCCAGCGCUGGUCUGAUCGAGAUCCACUAUAAUGGAUACUGGGGACACAUUGACCAAAAUGGAUGGAAUAUCAAUAAUUCCCACGUGGUUUGCCGCCAGCUCGGCUUUUCACAGGCCGUGGCCGAGUUCAUCAACGUCAGAAUCCCGCGAGAUGACGUCAUCGAGCAGUUCAUGGCUUUUCGGUGUCAAGGAAAUGAGAGUAGCGUGUGCUUCUGUCCGCAUAUGCCGUUUACACACCUCUCACAUCGUGCUGCUGGGGUUGUGUGUUUACCAGAAAACACCACGGCCAAUGUUGCCAAGUCGAUGAGGAUAGAUGUCGGCUCUAAAGUCCACAUGUCGCCUGACCUCGAGAGCCUUGGAGCAAGGAACGCUACAGGAUGGACAGACCUCAUGCUAAACCCAAUCGUGGAAAAAGACAAAGAAGUUAGGAUCAGUGCUGACCAUAGCCUAGAGAUGAAUGCUGCCAAGAUAUCCGAUGCCGGGAUCUACAUGUUCCACGGGUCCCAGAACGUCGGCUAUUUCACCGUUUACAUAAAAGCUCUCGUGUUUCCGCAUUCUGGAUCGCUACCCAUGAAGCAGUACAUCCAAUACAACACAACCGCCUUAGUCCAGGGGUGCAACGCCGAGGGCACGCCCUCUCCCGUGGUGACUUGGACGAAGAAUGGGGUGCCUCUUGACCGUUACAGUGUGAUGGUACCUGUGAGACCGCACUCCACCCAGUACCAGAUACCAGAGGUACAGAAGAGCGACGAGGGCAACUACACAUGUUCCGUUUACCAGCACAUGGGCUAUGUUGACAUGGUUUUCAAGGUCUCCACGCAGCUUGUUGUAUAUGAUUUGCCAUCGUUUCGCCGAGAGCCUUCCGAUCAGGUCCGACGAGAGAGCGAAGAUGCAGUGUUCAAUUGCGUAGCCACAGGGAUCCCAAAACCGCAUCUGGAAUGGAGCUUUGCAAACCGAAUCAACGAGAAAGCCGUGUUUUUGCGAGAGACUGGGGAAAGCCUGAUUAUUCGUAACAUUUCUAAGAAACGACACGAGGGUCGAUACACGUGUACUGCCAUUUGGCGCCUGAACGGUCAGAAAGAAAGGCGGAUCGUGGCAUCAGCGUUCCUUUAUGUCGAUGUGCCACCUACUAUUCUACCGCUGCCCAAAAACGUAACGUACUUCGAGGGCUCAGAAGCGGUGCUCACGUGUUCAGCUGAAGGCACACCCUUCCCAAUAGUCUAUUGGAGCAAACAGGCCAAGUCCCAUGGGCGCCAUGAACUAGCCAAUCGCAGCAUGAAUCUUCAUCUCUUUAACAUAUCACGUGAUCAUCAAGGCCAUUACACGUGCACAGCGUACAACCGCGCAGGCACUGUAAAUGCCACACUCUAUCUGCACGUUGCGCCUGUGGACCAGUCAGCGGUGGUUUCCCGGCAUGCAUCACGGACCGAGUGGUAUAUCGUCGUUGGGCCGAUAUUGGCGGGAAUAACCCUGGGCUUGGUGUUACUUGCCGUGGGCUGGCGAUCCCGGAGAAACCAAAGAAAGCUUGAGGAAGUUAGAAUGUUUCACGAGGAGAUGAAGAUGAUAGACGAGUCAGCGCCGGACGAGUGGGAAGUACUGCCUUGCUCACUUUACUUGGAGUACUUUCUCGGCCUAGGCUCCUUCGGAGAGGUCUGGGCCGCAACGGCUCAAAACAUACGAGGGUAUAAAGGACCACAGAAGGUCGCCGUUAAGCGUUUAAAAUGCAACAGCGCAGAAUCGGAGACAAAAGCCCUCGAGAGUGAAAUCAGCUUAGGCAAAUCACUGGGAGAUUCGCGUCACCCAAACAUCGUUAACUUCUUGGGUUGUGUCACAACAAGAGGUUCUCUAAUGCUGAUCAUGGAGUAUGUUCCUUAUGGGGAUUUGUUGGGCUACCUGCGCCUCAGCCGAGGUCUUGAAGACAAGUACUACGCAUGCGCGGAGAAACGCCGAGUCGAGAUCACCAACUACGACAUGAUCUCCUUCGCCAGGCAAAUUGCAGCGGGGAUGUGUUUUCUCGCCUCAAGAAAGAUUCUUCAUCGAGAUCUGGCUGCCAGGAAUGUGCUGGUGGGAACAAACAACACAUGUAAAAUCACCGACUUUGGCCUGGCGUUCACCAAGUCUAUGUACAAAUAUGGAAAUACUGCUAGGAAGGGUCGAUUACCCAUCAAGUGGAGCGCCCCUGAGCUUCUGUUCUCAGAUAGCAAGUAUUCGGUGUCAUAUAAAUGCGAUGUGUGGUCGUAUGGCAUCGUUUUGUACGAGAUUUUCACCCUUGGCGGCGUACCCUACCCCUCUUGGGGAGAGUAUAAAGUAAUCUACGAGCUUCAAGCGAACAGAUAUCGCAUACCUAGACCAGAACAUGUCAGCCAUGACCUUUAUCAGAUCAUGACAGAGUGCUGGAGAGAAGACCCUGAAGAUCGCCCGACAUUUGACCAGCUUCAUGACACCAUGCUAAAGAUCCUUGAAGAGCAGCAUUAUCUUGAUCUUGACAUGACCAAGUACAUAAGUGAUAUGUACACACACGUGGAUAGCAAUGCCGAGUCAGAGGAGGACUGGGACGAGACACCAGCUUUCCAACCAGCCAUCUCUACCACAGAAGGCCCAAGAAAGGAGGGAAAACACAAAGACAAUUCGGGGAAAACGGUAUCGGACAUUAACAAGAAGAGUGUCACAUUUAAAAUUUUUGACAGCCCAAAGCGAUUAAGCAAGCAAAGGCUGUUGCCCGAUAAACCGCAUAGAAACGGCAGCACAUUCUGCGAGACAAUUUGCUAAAUCGCAAGAAGCUGAGUAAUGGUGGAUGCAAGCGGCGCAGUCUUCUCCAAGGCUUUUCUACCAGACUUCUUUCUUAAAGAACGCAAUUAUCAAUGUGUUUCGUGGACUACGGUUUUUUUUAAAGUCUGCGAUAAGAAUUGGACAUGUAGAGUACUACAUGAACUUUUGUGGUUCACUUGGUCACCCGAUAGGGGCGCUUGACUAUCUCUCUGCGAUGUAAUGACCAUUUCUAUGCGAUUUGAUGGUUUUGCGGCUUGCUAAAUUUUUAUGUUCUUAACUUUGCAUAAAAAUCGCUGUAUAUCGUUAAAUGAAAAAAAAAGAUCCAUCUCCAGGUUUUUUUUUUCUACUUUACUUUCGUUUCAUAAAAGGCUUCACUUUUAUUCUUUCUUUUUUGAGUUGGUUUAACCGGUAUAUGCGAAGCGCAGUUCUCGCCAAAAAGUUUUAAUGUCUCCUUUUUCAAAUCUUCUUUCCAUUGUAAGGUAUGCAUUAAACGCAUCCUUCCGGGCAUAUAUGGGUCUCUCACCCAGCAGGUCUUUAGAAACCUGUUACUAGGGAAGCUAAGUAUUACUCAAAAGCUAGGAUAACUUCACGCGGUGGUAAUGUAAAUAGGCCGAUUUUCCCACGCUUGAGUUCGUUGUCACAUCUCCAUAUGUUGUUUCUUGGGAGGAUCUAGUUAUGCUCUUCUUAAUAACCCUGCGAGGUACCUCAAGCUAGUCUUAAUUACUCAGGCUUCAAUUAUUGUGAUACUUCUCCUAAUUACUCCUUUUCCAACGUGCCUUUUGAGUUUUUUUUUUUUUUCAUCAUUUUUGUAGAAGUAAAGGACUCAAAAUAGGAGGUCAUAGCUUCGGUCAAUUUAAAAAAUCAGAUGCCACUCGCUUUUUAUAAACCCUUCAUGGACUUAUCAUGUUGUGUGCGAAUUCCAAAUGAUGAAAACUAACAAGGUUUUUGAAUGGCUCGAAUACAUAGAAAACAUAAGUGAGGGAUGGUAAACUUGGGCGCGCGUGAUCCAGCAAAUAAAAUUCUGACUUGUUUAGGAAAAAAAGCGCUGAACACAGAAUGAAGAAAUGUAGCUCAUACACACUAACUCUAAACAUUUCGAUAUGUUCACGGCGGUAGUUUACAUGUGUAAAUAGGCAUGGAUCAGUGCCUGGUAUCUGUUCACAAUAAAGUGGGAUCAGAUCAUGCAA